This is a messenger RNA of Closterium sp. Yama58-4, 2634 nucleotides long. NCBI's taxonomy places the organism in Eukaryota, Viridiplantae, Streptophyta, Zygnematophyceae, Desmidiales, Closteriaceae. The record is from the annotation of a GenBank genome assembly.
AUGGCGGAGUGGGAGAGGGAUCUAGCAGCGUGCAACAGACGCGAGGUGACGCCUCAGCAGCUGGUGGAGAAGAGGGAGAGGCCAAGAGAGCAGGAGCCUGCUCCGGAUAUUCUCAUGCCGCUGCUGCCAUUCCAAAAGGAGUGGCUUGCAUGGAGCCUCAAGCAGGCCACGGCUGGCAAUCCAGGUCCAUCCAGGGGAGGUGCAUCUGAACCGGAGAGGCGAGCAGUGAAGGCAACGCUCGUGAUCUGCCCGCUCAUCGCAGUGCUGCAGUGGCGGCAGGAGAUUGCUCGCUUCACUCGACCGGACAGUGUUAAGGUGGGUAGCGGGGCGGGGUUAAGUGGAGCCCUUCCUUUUCGUGAGUUUCCCUCGCUCGUACCUGACGUUCUAGCCCAAAGGAGGUGCAUGAUACAGAGGAGAGCAAUCAGCGUGAAGGAUUUAGAGGAGUAUGACGUGGUUCUAAUCACCUUCUCCGUUUUCCUUCCCCUAUCCCCUAUCACGGUCCGUUAUCAGGUACUGGUGUAUCACGGUCCCAGGCAAGCAAUCAGUGUAAAAGAUCUAGAGGAGUAUGACGUGGUUCUAACCACGUUCUCCGUUUUCCUUCCCCUAUCCCCUAUCACGGUCCGUUAUCAGGUGCUUGUGUAUCACGGUCCCAAGCGAGCAAUCAGCGUAAAAGAUUUAGAGGAGUAUGACGUGGUUCUGACCACCUUCUCCAUUGUAGAGGCCGAAAUGCGGGCAGCUGUGUUCCCCUCCAAGGUGCCCUGCCAGUGGUGCCAGAAAAUGUUUUUUCCUGACCGGCUGGAGAUCCACCAAAAGUAUUUCUGCGGGCCGAAUGCCAAGCGGACGGCCAAGCAGGCGAAGCAGCAGAAGAAGCUGCCGAGAAGCUUCAAGGGGGCAGGGCAAGGGGGGAAAGGGAAGGCGGGAAAAGACGGGAAGGGUGGGAAAGGUGGGAGCUUAUUGAAAGGGAAGAAGGCGAAGUGGAAGGAGGAAGGUGAGAGUGACAGUGACUACGAGGAAGAAGAGGAGGAGGAUGAGGACGAGGAGAGGGGCUGGAAGGGGAAAGGGAGAAAUUUGGGGCGAGGAAAAGGGAAGGGAAAAGGAAAGGUUGUGGAUGUUAAUGGUGCCGGUGGCAGCAGCAGUGGUGCUGGUGCAAGCACAGCCCGGCAAGCAAAUGCACCGACUCCCAGAGGGAACAAGAAGAAACCUUCAGGAAAGGCGUCACCAGCAUCUGUGCUGCACUUGGUGAGAUGGAGGAGAAUCAUCUUAGACGAAGCACACAGCAUCAAGGACCGGCGCUGCAACACCGCGCGGGCUGUCUUUGGCCUCUGCUCUGACUUCAAGUGGGCUCUCAGCGGCACGCCCCUGCAGAACCGCGUGGGGGAGCUGUACUCGCUCAUUCGGUUCCUGCAGAUCAAUCCUUACUCGUACUACUUCUGCCGACAUUGCGACUGCCAGUCGCUCGACCACAAGUUCUCUGCACACAAUCGCAAGUGCGACCAGUGCGGCCACUCGCCAUUGGUCCAUUUCUGCUGGUGGAACAAGUUCGUGGCGAACCCUAUAAUGAAGCAUGGGUACGGGGGCGAGGGCAGGAGGGCCAUGCUGCUGCUCAAGCACCGCGUGCUCGACCGUGUUCUCCUGCGCCGCACCAAGACUGAGCGGGCGGCAGAUCUCACUUUGCCACCCAGAACGUCCACGCUGCGGAGAGACAGAUUCGACGCGCGGGAGGAGGAUUUUUACGAGGCGCUCUACACCCAGAGCCAAUCACAAUUCGCCACAUACGUGGACACAGGAACCCUUCUCAACAACUACGCGCACAUAUUCGAUCUGCUCAUCCGCCUGCGCCAAGCAGUGGACCAUCCCUACCUCGUCGUGCACUCCGCCUCCCACAACACCGCUGCUGCUGCUGCCACCGCUGCUGCCGCUGCGACUGGCAGUGCAAGGGGGAAGGAGAGCGGGCCAGGGGGGGAUGGUGGUGGUGUGUCCAGAGGAGGGAAUGUGUGGGGCGGUGGGGAUGGGGUGAAGGAGAAGGUGAGAGAGGGGGGGCGGUUGGCAGGAGGGGUGGUGCGGGCGAGAGGGAGCAUUUUGAGUCGGCUGGAUUUGUCGCGGUUUCAAAGCAGCACCAAGAUUGAAGCACUGAGGGAGGAGCUGGAUAUGAUGGUGGCGAGGGAUCCAGGCGCCAAGGCACUCGUGUUCAGCCAGUUCACGUCCAUGCUCGACCUCAUUGCAUACCGCCUGCACCAGGUGGGAGUGCGGUGUGUGAAGCUGGAUGGAAGCAUGACAAUGGACGCUCGGGAUCGCAUCAUUUCCACUUUCACUCGCGACGCGGACUGUCGGGUGUUCCUCAUGAGUCUCAAGGCAGGAGGGGUGGCUCUCAACCUUACAGUUGCCUCCCAUGUCUUUCUGAUGGACCCUUGGUGGAACCCUGCAGUGGAGCAGCAAGCACAGGACAGGAUCCAUAGGCUCGGGCAGUUCAAGCCUGUCAGGGUGACUCGUUUCGUGAUAGCAGGCACUAUAGAGGAGCGCAUCAUAAAGCUGCAAGAGAAGAAGCAGCUGGUGUUUGACGGCACGGUGGGAGGAUCAUCAGAGGCAUUGGGGCGGCUGACAGAGGACGAUCUGCGCUUCCUCUUCACCAACUGA